Periophthalmus magnuspinnatus is the source of this 2789-nucleotide messenger RNA. It is a transcript of the gene selenop, whose product is annotated as selenoprotein P. The record is from RefSeq and is a predicted model, not a curated record. Gene Ontology annotation, molecular function: selenium binding. Gene Ontology annotation, biological process: selenium compound metabolic process. The transcript is spliced from 5 exons. Gene Ontology annotation, cellular component: extracellular region. Lineage: Eukaryota; Metazoa; Chordata; Actinopteri; Gobiiformes; Gobiidae.
GGCUAUAAAAGGGGAGCGCUGAGGAAGAGACUUGUUUUUGUUCGAGCAGUUGCAGCAGCAUAGAAGACAGAAGACAUCUUUUACAGGGAUUGGGUGUGUAAAGGCAAAGCGGGGGAUGUGGGCGUGGCUAAGCCUGCUCCUCGCGCUCGGCGCGCUCCAUGGGGGCGGGGCUGAGAGCGAGGGAGGGGGGCCGCGCUGCCAGACGCCCCCCUCCUGGAAGAUCGGAGAGGUGGAGCCCAUGAAGGAGGCCAUGGGCAAAGUGACUGUGGUGGCACUGUUCCAGGCCAGCUGACUGUUCUGCCUGGUGCAGGCUGGCAGAAUGGACAGCCUGCGCCAGAAACUGGAGAGUCAGGGGCUUAAGAAUAUAGUGUACAUGGUCAUCAACCACCAGGGGGCGCAAGCACAGCGCCUUCACACCCUUCUGGCAGAGAAACUGUCAGCAGACAUCACACUGUACAAACAGGCAGAGGACCAACCUGACGUGUGGACCACUCUGAAUGGAGAGAAGGACGACUUCUUCAUCUAUGACAGAUGUGGGCGUUUGACCCAGCACAUUUCACUUCCAUACUCCAUCAUUGGACAGGGUUAUGUUGAGAAAGCUAUUCGAGACACCUACUGCACACGCAUCUGUGGAGACUGCACUCAUGAGAGCUCAGACAUCCCAGAGGAGUGCAGAGCGAGUCCAACUGAGGCUCAGCCGGACACCGAGGCUGUCCCAGCUGCUGACCCACAACCAGUACACCCCGGGCAUCACCACGGGCAUCACCACGGGCACCAUCAUGGGCACCAUCAUGGUCACCACCACCCUCCUCCCUUGGGUCGCCAUGACGGGCAUGAGCAGCACCAUGGCAACCAACAGCAAGUUAGCCAGCCCAACCAACAGGAAGUUAGCCAGCCCAACCAACAGGAAGUUAGCCAGCCCAACCAACAGGAAGUUAGCCUGCACAACCAGCAGGAAGUUAGCAGGCAUAACCAACAGGAAGUUAUCCAGCAGGGUCAGAGUGAUUUCGACCUUAGCCAGAUGCAGCAGGUGGCACAGGUCAUGCACAGACCUUGAGCUGUAGAGAAAGCCAAAUGAAAGUCCAAACACAGCUGACAGUGGACAGCCGAUUCUGACAACCAGGCUGCUCCCAAAACCAGCUGAUGUUGACACUGACGGAGGCUGUUUGGCGAGGGUGGCACCGGGGUUGAGAAGCAGGAGCCUGUGGGCCUGUGACACUGUGAGGAUGCCCUUCCGGCUUCCUGACGGUGACACGGGCUAACGGCAAACGGAGAGUUCAACGCUGUCACAGAGAACUGACAGUGACGAGCGCCCCCUGCUGACUGACCACAGCCACAGCCAGCAGCCCCCUGAGCCUGACCCCCACAUGUGCAGAGCUGAGAAUGACAGCACAUGUAAAUUAGCUGCAAAGUCAAGCUAAUUUUUUACACCAGCUCUGAGCAUUGUGGGUCAUUAUGGCUCAUUUUACCAACUAGUAUUACUCUGAGAGAGGAGGGAGGGCCUCGCAAACAAUAAAACAUCUUCAGAAGAGGUAUGACUUUACAAUAACCAAACUAGAAUUAGUUACUGAAGAACUCCAAUUACACUAUUAUUGUCAAUUAACCGUAUAUACAACACAAGAAAAAGUACAAAUAGGAGGAGUGUUAUAGUCUAAUUGGUUUGUAGCUAAAGAAAAAUCCAAUUCGAUCAACUUUAAAAGACAAGUGGCUUCUUCAGUUCUGGUCAGAUUUCUGGUGGACACUGCCUUAUCUGAAGGGAAGAGCUAACUACACUGAAACAAACAGACCUAUUGUUUACAGUUUCUGUUUGUUAGCUCCAAAUAACCAUUAGGGGCCUGAAUGAUUAUGCAAAAUAUUACUCACUGCUUCCACAUAGUGUAGUUCAAUAGAUCUAUCUAACAAACAGAAAUUGUAAAAAGUAGGUGUGUUAGUUUCAGUGUAGUUCGCUCCUCCCUUUAGACAGAUAUAAGGCAGUGUCCACCAGCAAUCUGACCAGAAUUGAAGAAGCUGCUUGGAUGACUGAGGGAUUACAGAGAUAUGUUUCUAAUUGGUUUGAUAAAAAUAACAUGUGUGGGUGUAAACAAGUUUAAACAUCUCCUUAGACUUAGCAGUAUACAGUCCCCCAUUAUAUUAUAGGAGGCUUAUUGUAAAAUGAUACUAAAUGAAAGUAAAUACCAUCUGGCGUUCCUCCAAUCCUUUCUCAGCAGUGUAACGUCUUAUUGUCAUGUUCAGUGGUUAGGUUUUUCCAUAUUACUCCCUCCUUCGUUUAUGAAGGUAGAUGCAGAAACUACGCUCUAGUGGCAUCUGUCUGAAAUUUGGAAGGAGGAAGCGGAGAUACUUAAAACAUGAACGUGGUCAAUUUUUUAAAAUGUUAUCGAUUUGAAGGAGUUUUUCAAAGUCAAAUGUGUGAAUUUUAAGACGUAUACCAAGUGACACAGGCAUUAUAAAGCAAAAUUGAAAUCAGAUCAUACGUGUGUUAUGUCACAUCUUGCAUUCGUCACCUGCAUUCCUUGUCUUUUUGAGUAUCUUUUAGUUUUUUAUAGCAGUUUGCACUCAUUUAUAACGCGUUCUUUCAAGAGAUCAAAAUACAUGAAGACUCCAGCGUAUGGCGAAGUUGAAGGAAAAGUUUGGAGUUAUAUAAAGUUGGAAUACUUUCUGUGCUUUAUGAUGAUUUGUGGGGAAAGACCCAAUUAGUCACCCUGAAAAUCUGAUGUCUGUGCAGAAAAGUGUUUUGUGUGAAAAUCAAAGCAGGAAAUGUUGAGUUGAAUAAAGUGCUGGAGGAAUUCUAA